UCGUUGUAACUACAACCUGGGCAAGUCCAUUUUCUGCAGCAAGACAACCUUCAGCCCAAAACAAUGUUUGAUCUACAUGUAACAACGGGGAUUGUAGCAAGCGUGGUUUGCUUUCUUCUCUAUGCAGUACCAAUAUUGACAUUCAAAAGAGUGAUAAGGAAGGGCAGUGUAGAAGAAUUCUCAUGCAUACCGUAUAUCUUAACUUUGUUUAGUAACCUCACCUAUACUUGGUAUGGCCUUCCGGUAGUGAGCUCUGGGUGGGAGAACUGGACUCUCUCCGGCAUCAGCUCAAUAGGAGUGCUCUUUUCAAGCACAUUUAUUAUUAUAUACACAUGGUUUGCACCUCGAGGAAAAAAGAAGCUUAUCAUGAUGAUGGUAUCUCCGCUUGUAAUAAUCGUUGUUUCGGCUGUACUUUUGUCAAGCUUCGCAAUGCACACCCACCAAAUGCGUAAAGCAUUUGUCGGUAGCAUUAAUCUGGUGGCUUCCGUAUUAAUGUAUGGCUCUCCAUUGGUAGCUGUGAAACAAGUUAUCAGGACAAAAAGUGUGGAGUUCAUGCCAUUCUACUUGUCAUUGUUUUCCUUCUUGACAAGUUUACUGUGGAUGUUAUACGGGAUACUAGGAAAGGAUCCUUUUCUCACGGCACCAAGCGCCAUCGGCUGUUUAAUGGGUAUCAUUCAGUUGAUUGUGUACUGCAUUUACAGCAAAUGCAAGGAAGCACCCAAAACGAAUCCUGAUAUUGAGCGAGCAGAUGUAAUGAAAGUUUCAGCUAGUCAAGAGGACACAAAGGGACAAAAGCCAUAAUCCGAAAUCCAAACUACUUAUUUUUCUGCGACAGUUACAUUUUGUUUUCUUCCCGGAAGAAGUGACCCUUGUACCCGUAUAAUGCGAGAAGAAAUAAUGCUGCAAUAUGUUUCUAGUCCAAGAUUACAAAGAUAAAUCAUUUGUUAA
Messenger RNA from Lolium rigidum, 948 nucleotides. Its product is annotated as bidirectional sugar transporter SWEET3a-like. The transcript is spliced from 6 exons. Gene Ontology annotation, cellular component: membrane. The record is from RefSeq and is a predicted model, not a curated record. The coding region runs from base 64 to 801 and encodes 245 amino acids. Gene Ontology annotation, biological process: carbohydrate transport. Gene Ontology annotation, molecular function: sugar transmembrane transporter activity. NCBI's taxonomy places the organism in Eukaryota, Viridiplantae, Streptophyta, Magnoliopsida, Poales, Poaceae.